Pteropus alecto (black flying fox) is the source of this 1679-nucleotide messenger RNA. It is a transcript of the gene P2RX3, whose product is annotated as purinergic receptor P2X 3. Gene Ontology annotation, biological process: monoatomic cation transmembrane transport; response to ATP. Lineage: Eukaryota; Metazoa; Chordata; Mammalia; Chiroptera; Pteropodidae. Gene Ontology annotation, cellular component: nuclear inner membrane; plasma membrane. The transcript has 12 exons. Gene Ontology annotation, molecular function: ATP binding; extracellularly ATP-gated monoatomic cation channel activity; purinergic nucleotide receptor activity. The record is from RefSeq and is a predicted model, not a curated record. Bases 375 to 1568 code for a protein of 397 amino acids.
UGAGAACGGAACAGAAACGGUAAACAGAGUGCGGAUAAAACAUGAAUCCCAGAGGGCCCUAGCCAGCUGGAUCCCAGGCAAUCAGGAGCCUGGGAUUGGAGACCCCACCCCUGCCGUGACAUCACAGGGGAGUGGGGUGGAGACAACAAAAAGGGGUCCCCCGCCCUGGCCUUGGACUCUUGGCAGCCCAGAGUGUCAAGAGCGGAGAGCCUGGGCACUGGGCUAGGGUUGCCUGACUUAAAGGAAUAGGCUCCCAUUCCUCAGUCCCCUCUAAGCUACCCUCUCUAGGCCUUGAUCUCCGUCUUUCCGUCUGAGGACCUCUCCCUCCUGAGGCCACCGUUCAGUCCCUUCUGAGUGGCCCUCGAACACUCAACAUGAACUGUAUUUCAGAUUUCUUCACCUACGAGACCACUAAGUCGGUGGUUGUGAAGAGCUGGACCAUUGGGAUCAUCAACCGAGCAGUUCAGCUUCUGAUCAUCUCCUACUUUGUGGGCUGGGUUUUCUUGUACGAGAAGGCAUACCAGGUGCGAGACACAGCCAUCGAGUCCUCGGUGGUAACCAAGGUGAAGGGCUUCGGACGCUACGCCAACCGAGUCAUGGACGUGUCUGAUUAUGUGACACCACCCCAGGGCACCUCUGUGUUUGUCAUCAUCACCAAGAUGAUUGUUACUGAAAACCAGACACAAGGAUUCUGCCCAGAGAGCGAGGAGAAGUACCGCUGUGCAUCAGACAGCCAGUGCGGGCCCCAGCGCUACCCCGGUGGGGGGAUCCUCACUGGCCGCUGCGUGAAUUACAGCUCGGAGAUCCGGACCUGUGAGAUCCAGGGCUGGUGCCCCACUGAGGUGGACACGGUGGAAAUGCCUGUCAUGAUGGAAGCUGAGAACUUCACCAUUUUCAUCAAGAACAGCAUCCGUUUCCCCCUCUUCAAUUUUGAGAAGGGAAACCUUCUUCCCAACCUGACCGCUGCCGACAUAAAGACCUGCCGCUUCCACCCUGACGAGGCCCCCUUCUGCCCCAUCUUGCGGGUGGGGGACGUGGUCAAGUUUGCGGGGCAGGAUUUUGCCAAACUGGCCAGCACGGGCGGAGUUCUGGGCAUUAAGAUCGGCUGGGUGUGCGACUUGGACAAGGCCUGGGACCAGUGCAUCCCCAAAUACUCCUUCACCAGACUAGACGGUGUUUCCGCGAAGAGCAAUGUCUCCCCGGGCUACAACUUCAGGUUUGCCAAGUACUACAAGACGGAGAACGGCAGUGAGUACCGCACGCUCCUGAAGGCCUUUGGCAUCCGCUUUGACGUCCUGGUGUACGGGAAUGCUGGCAAGUUCAACAUCAUCCCCACCAUCAUCAGCUCUGUGGCAGCCUUCACCUCUGUGGGAGUGGGCACUGUCCUGUGUGACAUCAUCCUGCUCAACUUCCUCAAGGGGGCUGACCAGUACAAAGCCAAGAAGUUCGAGGAGGUGAAUGAGACCACGCUGAAGGUCGCUGCCUCGGCCAACCCAGUGUACCCCAGUGACCAGACCACAGAGGAGAAACAGUCCACAGAUUCGGGGGCCUACUCCAUUGGCCACUAGGGCCUCAGCCAGGGCCCCAUGCUCACCCUUGGACUCCAGGCCCCCCAACAGGGGACCCCACCUGGGCGAGGGGGGAUGGGAAGCGGGAGGGGCUCUCAUUUCUGCUGCUCA